Messenger RNA from Thamnophis sirtalis, 5550 nucleotides. NCBI's taxonomy places the organism in Eukaryota, Metazoa, Chordata, Lepidosauria, Squamata, Natricidae. The record is from RefSeq and is a predicted model, not a curated record.
CUCCGCCGCUGCAGCGUCCUCGGCUCGGGGAUGCGGGUAGCAAUAACGCAGCCCCUCUCCAUGGCUGAUCCCCGGCCGAGUACAGGAACCUGGAUCUCUUGAAGGCGAGGAGGAGCCGCGGAUUGUUGUUGUUUUUCUAUUGGAUUUUUUUUAAGGAGACAAAACCCAAAUCUUUUAAAUCCGAGGGGGGAAAAUGGCAAACUCGGCCGGAAAAAACCAACCAGACCAUCGGAGAAAAGGACUGGCUUUUCUGGACGAGCUGCGGCAGUUUCACCACAGCAGAGGGUCUCCUUUCAAGAAGAUCCCCGUGGUGGGUGGAAAGGAGCUGGAUCUUCACGCUCUCUACACCCGAGUCACCACUUUAGGCGGAUUUGGGAAGGUAUCUGAGAAGAAUCAGUGGGGAGAAAUAGUGGAAGCAUUUAACUUUCCCAGAAGUUGUUCUAACGCUGCCUUCGCUUUAAAACAGUAUUACUUGCGUUAUCUGGAAAAAUAUGAGAAAGUACAUCAUUUUGGAGAGGAUGAUGAUGAGGUACAACCAGGCAAUCCAAAGCCACAACUACCUAUAGGUGCAAUUCCAUGUUCCUAUAAUUACCAGCAGCACAGCGUGUCAGAUUUUCUUCGACAAAGUUAUGGGCUAUCUAUGGACUUUAAUUCACCAAAUGAUUAUAAUAAAUUGGUGCUUUCUCUAUUAUCUGGACUCCCAAAUGAAGUGGACUUCGCUAUUAAUGUGUGCACUCUUCUGUCAAAUGAAAGCAAACAUGUUAUGCAGCUUGAAAAGGACCCUAAAAUCAUCACGUUAUUACUUGCUAAUGCUGGGGUGUUUGAUGACACUUUAGGUUCAUUUUCUACUGUGUUUGGUGAAGAAUGGAAGGAGAAAACGGAUAGAGAUUUUGUUAAGUUUUGGAAGGAUAUUGUUGAGGAUAAUGAAGUACGUGACCUUAUUUCUGACAGAAACAAAUCUCAAGAUACUAUACCAGAAGACUGGAUAUGGGAGUCUUUAUUUCAUCCACCACGCAAGUUGGGCAUUAAUGAUAUUGAAGGACAGAGAGUUCUCCAGAUUGCAGUGAUUUUAAGAAAUCUCUCCUUUGAGGAGGGAAAUGUAAAACUAUUGGCAGCUAAUCGUACUUGUCUUCGUUUUUUGUUGCUCUCUUCUCAUAGUCAUUUUAUUUCUUUAAGACAAUUGGGGCUUGACACUUUAGGAAAUAUUGCUGCCGAGCUUCUUUUGGACCCUGUUGAUUUUAAAACAACUCAUCUAAUGUUUCAUACUGUUACUAAGUGCUUAAUGUCAAGAGAUAGAUUCUUAAAAAUGCGUGGCAUGGAAAUCUUGGGUAAUCUUUGUAAAGCUGAAGACAAUGGUGUCUUAAUUUGUGAAUAUGUAGAUCAAGAAUCUUACAAAGAAAUCAUCUGCCAUCUCACUUUACCUGAUGUUUUACUUGUUACAUCUGCUCUGGAAGUGCUCUAUAUGCUCACUGAAAUGGGUGAAGUGGCCUGUAGCAAAAUAGCUAAAAUUGAUAAAAGUAUAGAUACAUUAGUAUGCCUGGUUUCAAUGGACAUCCAGAUGUUUGGAGGUGAUGCACUCAAUGUAGUAAAACUUGUUGAACAUCAAAGUACCAACCACCAAGUACUCUCUGAAAUUAGGCCACAAGCAGUGGAACAAGUUUCAUCACAGGGACAUGCCCCUGCUACUCCAGCAACAAGAGCACCACAACAUGUUGCACCACCACCAGGAAUAGUAGAAAUUGACAGUGAAAAAUUUGCAUGCCAGUGGUUAAAUGCCCAUUUUGAGGUUAAUUCAGACUGCUCUGUCUCCCGAGCUGAAAUGUACUCUGAAUAUCUCUCUACAUGCAGUAAACUAGCUAGAGGUGGAAUUUUGACUUCUACUGGAUUUUAUAAAUGUCUUCGAACUGUAUUUCCAAAUCAUUCAGUGAAGAAAGUUGAGGAUGCAAAUAACAAUGGGCAGGCUCAUAUUCACGUAGUAGGAGUAAAAAGGAGGGCUAUACCACUUCCUGUUCAGAUGUACUAUCAGCAACAAUCUUCUUCAACCCCUAUUCUUCGGGUUGAUUCUGUUCCUGAAGUAGCUCCAUCUGCUUCACCAGCAGGACUCCCACAUGGAUCAUCAAGUAUAGGAAACCAUUUUCAGAGGAAUCCUAUUAAUAAUCAAUCUUCAACUAUAGCUGCAACACAGAUGUCUUUUCCAAUUCAAGGUGCAUCUACAGUGGUACAGACUGUUUCCAGGAUACCACAAAAUCCUUUAGUUCAUAGUCACCAUCAACAGAAUGCUCCUGUGACUGUCAUACAAAAUAAAGCUCCAAUUUCUUGUGAUGUAGUGAAGGCCACAGUGAUACAGAACACAGUUCCACAGUCUGCAGUUCCUGUUACUAUUGCUGUAGGAGGUGGAGCACAAUCUUCAAAUCAAAAUCCUAAUAAUGCAGGACCACAACCCUCUGUUACUGUUGUCAGCUCCCAGACUUUACUUCAUCAACCUGUAAUUCAACAGUCAUCUCUACAUGCAGUGGUACCAGGACAAAUAUCAUCAGGCACUCCUGUUACAGUAAUUCAACAAGCUGUACCUCAAAGUCAUAUAUUUGGCAGAGUACAGAACAUACCAGUAUGCACUUCAGCAGUUUCCCAGGCUCAGCAGCUCAUAACCACAUCAUCACAGCCAGUACAAUCAUCAACUCAGCAAUCCACAGGUGGUAACCAGCAGCAGGAUGCUGUUAUUAUAGCACCUCAGCAGUAUGUUACAACAUCAUCAUCUAAUAUAGUUUCUGCUACUACAGUUCAGAAUUUCCAAGUUGCAACUGGGCAGAUGGUUACAAUUGCUGGUGUCCAGAAUCCACCAACAUCAAGAGUAGGGUUUCAGAAUAUUGCACCAAAGCCUUCUCAGCAAGUCCCAGCAGCAGUGGCACAGCAACCAAUGCAGCAGUCUCAGCAGCAACCACCACCACCUCAGCAAAGUGUAGUGAUUGUAAGCCAACCAACUCCGCAAGGUCCAACAUAUGCACCAGCCAUUCACCAAAUUGUUCUUACUAAUCCAGCUUCAAUCCCAGCUGGCCAAACUGUUCAGUUGGGUGCACAGCCAAACUUAACUCCAACUUCCUCACCAUCACCUGGACCAAUUUCAAACAACCAAGUCCCCACAGUAAUAUCAUCUCCAUCUCUCAUCUCUCAGGCACAAGGACCCCCUCCUACUGUCAGUCAAAUGCUUUCUGUAAAGCGUCAACAACAGCAGCAGCAACAGCAACAGCAUUCACCAGCAUCGUCCCAGACGCAGCAGCAAGUCCAGAUGCAAGUUCAGCCACAACAAAAUAGUCCUGGGGUUGGUCAGCCACCUUCUAAUGAAUCCAGUCUGAUAAAACAACUCUUGCUUCCUAAACGAGGCCCUUCUACUCCCGGUGGCAAACUUAUUCUCCCAGCACCACAAAUUCCUCCUUCAAACAGUGCAAGAGCUCCCAGCCCUCAAGUGGUUUAUCAGAUGACUAAUAACCAAGCAACAAGUUUUGGAGUUCAAGGGCAGUCUUCUGCUCAGCCAUUACUAGUUGGACAGCAAAAUGUUCAGUUGGUCCAGAGUGCAAUUCAAUCCCAAGGAACAGUACAAACGGUUCCUAUUUCCAAUUUACAAAUAUUGCCAGGCCAGUUGAUUUCAAACAAUCCAGCAACUAUUUUUCAAGGAACUUCCCGCAAUCAGGUUACUAUAACAGUUGUGCCAAAUACUAGUUUCGCUACAGCAAAUACAAGUCAGGGAAAUGCAACUAAAAUAAUUGCUCCAGCUGGAAUAACAAUGAGUGGGACACAAACAGCAGUUGGGCUUCAGGUGCAAGCACUUCCACCUAACCAGGCACCUCUAGCUGGACAGUCAUGUUCUGCUACUGCCCCUCCAUUCAAAGGAGAUAAAAUAAUUUGCCAAAAGGAAGAAGAAGCAAAGGAGGCAACAGGUUUACAUAUUCAUGAGCGCAAAAUCGAAGUAAUGGAAAACCCUUCUUGCAGAAGAGGUGCUGCAAACACCAGGAAUGGCGAUGCAAAGGAAAAUGAAACACAAGCGGGAAGUCUUCUAAAUGGAAGAAAGCAUGACUCCAGUCUACCUCCAGCUAACUCAGGGAAAACUCAGAAUGAGGCCAAUCAGUUCUCACAAGUCAGUAAUGGAUCAUCAUUAAUCGUGGAUGAAAAUGGAGGUCUUGGAAAGCAGAACUUUGAACAACCAGACAUGCAGGAACUUAAAAGUGAUUUGAGGAAGCCCCUCCUUAAUGGAAUCUGUGAGUUUGGAAAGGGUGACGGUUCCCAUUUAAGUAAAAACAUUCCAAAUCACAAAACUUCCAACCAUAUAGGAAAUGGUGAAAUUUCUCCAAUAGAACAAGAUAAUUUGGAUGCGACACAAUUAGAUGCUGCCAAAGGUGAUCAAGGGGAAAGAUUUUCCAAUGGACCUGUUUUAGCUUUGGGGACUAUGCCUGUUGUAAGCAGUAUACACGAGGCUUCAAAACUCUUAACUCAGCAACCUAGUAGUACCAACACUGAUGUACCUAAUGGACCUCUAAUUUCAAAUUUGAAUUCAGACGUGCCUCACCAACGCCCAAGUGUAGUAGUUUCACCACAGACAACAGCCUCUGUUAUACAGGGGCAUCAGAUCAUAGCAGUUCCACACUCAGGAUCUCGUGGAUCCCCAGCUACUCUGUCAUCCGAAGUACGGUCAACUAAUGGCACAGCAGAAUGCAAAACUGUAAAGAGGCCAGCAGAGGACAAUGACAGGGAAACUGUUCCAGUAAUCCCCAAUAAAGUAGGAGUUAGAAUUGUUACAAUAAGUGACCCUAACAAAGCUGGUUGUAGUGCAACUAUGGUAGCUGUGCCAGCUGGAGCAGAUCCAAAUACUGUAGCAAAAGUAGCAAUAGAAAGUGCUGUUCAGCAAAAGCAGCAACAGCAACAGCAACAACAUGCAACACCAUACAUACAAAACAUGGUCACACAGAGCACAUCUGUAAUACCGGUACCAACAAUGCAAGUUCAAGGUCCACCUGUCAGUUUGCCACCUUCUAUAUAUACUGUAUCAAGUCCACAUGCAGAACAAAUGAAAAAACCUGGUCAAAAUUUCAUGUGUCUUUGGCAAUCCUGCAAAAAGUGGUUUCAGACACCAUCCCAAGUUUUCUAUCAUGCUGCAACUGAGCAUGGAGGAAAAGAUGUCUACCCUGGACAGUGUUUGUGGGAGGGCUGUGAACCUUUCCAGAGACAAAGGUUUUCGUUCAUUACCCACCUACAGGAUAAGCAUUGCUCACGAGAUGCACUCCUUGCGGGAUUAAAGCAAGAUGAACAUGGACAAGUAGGAAGUUCAAAACCUUCCACAAAGCCACCAACUGCUGGGGGUUCUUCUUCUACUCCCAGAACACAGAAGGCUAUUGUCAAUCACCCUAGUGCUGCCCUCAUGGCUUUAAGGAGGGGAUCACGAAACCUCGUUUUCAGAGAUUUCACAGAUGAAAAAGAGGGACCAAUUACUAAACACAUCCGACUAACAGCUGCCUUAAUAUUAAAAAAUAUUGGUAAAUAUUCAGAAUGUGGUCGCAG